GAUGCUACAGAGAGUGAUCACCGGAAAACCUAUUCAGAUCUUUAAAAGGAGCACAUCAGUAACAAGGAUAGCACUCUCCACCGGUUAAAAUCCAGAAGUAACAAGAAGACACAGCAAAGCAGAAUCUCUUGGAAAAGAUGGUCCUGGAAACUCUGAAUCCAAUGCACUACAACAUCACCAGCCUUGUACAAGAUACGAUGCCAGUGGCCACAGUGCCCAUACUCCUUCUCAUGUGCUUUCUGUUUCUCAUAUGGAAUCAUGAAGAAACUUCAUCAAUACCAGGGCCGGGAUACUGCAUGGGAAUCGGCCCCCUCAUUUCUCAUGGGAGAUUUCUCUGGAUGGGAGUAGGUAAUGCCUGCAACUACUACAAUAAGACAUAUGGAGACUUUGUGAGAGUUUGGAUCAGCGGUGAAGAAACAUUUAUAAUUAGCAAAUCCUCAAGUGUAUUCCAUGUAAUGAAACACUGGCAUUAUGUGUCUCGAUUUGGAAGCAAGCUUGGAUUGCAGUGCAUUGGCAUGUAUGAAAAUGGGAUCAUAUUUAAUAACAACCCAGCACACUGGAAGGAAAUUCGACCCUUUUUCACCAAAGCUCUGUCCGGCCCUGGUCUGGUUCGUAUGAUAGCGAUUUGUGUGGAGUCCACAGUGGAUCACCUGGACAAACUGGGGGAAGUGACAACUGAACUAGGAAAUAUCAACGUGUUGAACCUCAUGAGACGGAUCAUGCUUGACACAUCUAACAAACUUUUUCUUGGGAUCCCUUUGGAUGAAAAUGCCAUUGUACUGAAGAUUCAGAAUUACUUUGAUGCUUGGCAAGCACUUUUAUUAAAGCCUGACAUAUUUUUUAAGAUUUCUUGGCUGUGCAAGAAAUAUGAAGAUGCAGCCAAGGAUCUUAAAGGAGCAAUGGAAACCUUAAUAGAGCAGAAACGGCAAAAGCUUUCCACUGUUGAAAAGUUGGAUGAACACAUGGAUUUUGCAUCCCAGUUGAUUUUUGCACAGAACAGAGGGGAUCUGACUGCUGAGAAUGUGAACCAGUGUGUGCUGGAGAUGAUGAUUGCUGCUCCUGAUACUCUGUCUGUGACUCUCUUCUUUAUGCUAAUACUGAUUGCAGAGCACCCCACAGUGGAAGAGGAGAUGAUGAGAGAAAUUGAAACUGUUGUGGGUGACAGAGACAUACAAAGUGAGGACAUGCCAAACUUAAAAAUCGUGGAGAACUUUAUUUAUGAGAGCAUGAGAUACCAGCCAGUUGUGGACUUGAUCAUGAGGAAAGCUUUACAAGAUGAUGUAAUUGAUGGAUACCCUGUGAAAAAGGGGACAAAUAUUAUCCUCAAUAUUGGCCGCAUGCAUAAGCUUGAAUUCUUUCCAAAGCCAAAUGAGUUUUCUCUUGAAAAUUUUGAGAAAAAUGUCCCUUCACGCUAUUUCCAACCCUUUGGAUUCGGCCCCCGGAGCUGUGUGGGGAAGUUUAUUGCCAUGGUAAUGAUGAAAGCAAUUCUGGUGACUCUUCUAAGGAGGUGCAGAGUACAGACAAUGAAAGGAAGAGGCCUUAACAACAUCCAGAAAAACAAUGACUUAUCCAUGCACCCCAUAGAAAGGCAGCCUCUGCUGGAGAUGGUUUUCACACCAAGAAGAAACACAAACGAGAAUCAGGGUGACUAAAAUGGAUCAGCAUUAGUUACAGGGCUUUCUCAGCCACUGCCACUAAGAAAUACUCAUCAUUCCUAGUUAAAUACUUAGAGUAAAACAUUUUGUUGCCCCUAAAUGACUACAACGUUAGAUGACAACUUGUUCUGCCUGUACAGCAGAACCACAAAAGUUCAAAAGAUAUGCAUAAUUCCUGACUACUUUUUAAAACCAGGUUCAAAGUUAUGCCUUCCCUUUCAAACACUGCAAGUUCAGAGAUUUGGGGUCAACAGAAGAACAUGCCUGAUGUAGGUUUAAUUCUGGCACUACAUGUGUCCUUUUCUCCCCCACCU
Molecule: messenger RNA, 1969 nt
Organism: Lepidothrix coronata (blue-crowned manakin)
Lineage: Eukaryota; Metazoa; Chordata; Aves; Passeriformes; Pipridae
Product: aromatase
Exons: 10
Coding region: 138-1652 (504 amino acids)
Molecular function (GO): iron ion binding; monooxygenase activity; oxidoreductase activity, acting on paired donors, with incorporation or reduction of molecular oxygen
Source: RefSeq, a predicted model, not a curated record